GCUUAUACCAUAAUCAUGUCCACCUUAUCAGAGAAAGGUGAAGCUGCUUAUGCUGAAGCCGGAAAAGUUGCUGAAGAGGUUAUUUCUCAGAUUCAAACCGUGUACUCAUUUGUGGGAGAGGACCAGGCCAUUGAAGCAUACUCCGAGUCACUUAACAAGGCACUCAAACUUGGUAAGAAAAGUGGGGUUGCCAAGGGACUAGGUGUAGGCUUUACAUAUGGACUGUUGUUUUCUGCAUGGGCAUUGCUUCUCUGGUAUGCCGGGAAACUUGUAACACAUCAUGAAACAAAUGGAGGCAAAGCAUUUACGACAAUCAUCAAUGUCAUCUUUAGCGGAUUUGCUCUUGGUCAAGCUACUCCAAACCUGGCAGCCAUUUCUAAAGGCCGCGCAGCUGCUGCGAAUAUCAUGACAAUGAUUGAAUCAGAUUCUAACUUCUCUAAAGUAUCAGACAAGGGAGAGGUGUUGCCAAAAGUAACAGGACAGAUUGAGUUUUGUCAUGUUUGUUUUGCCUAUCCAUCACGACCCAACAUGGUGUUUGAAAACCUGAGCUUUUCGAUUAGUGCUGGUAAAACUUUUGCAGUUGUUGGUCCCAGUGGUUCUGGAAAGAGCACCAUUGUAUCCAUGGUUCAACGAUUCUACAACCCCUCUUCAGGUAAGAUACUGUUGGAUGGACAUGAUAUUUCAACUCUCCAAUUGAAAUGGCUACGCGAACAGAUGGGAUUGGUAAGUCAAGAACCAGCAUUGUUUGCCACUACUAUAGCUGACAACAUCCUGUUUGGUAAAGAUGAUGCCGACAUGGAUCAGAUUAUCGAAGCUGCUAAAGCUGCCAAUGCACAUGCAUUUAUUCAAAGUUUACCUGAUGGCUACAACACUCAGGCUGGAGAGGGAGGAACUCAACUUUCAGGAGGGCAGAAACAGAGAAUAGCAAUUGCAAGAGCAGUUUUAAGAAACCCGAAAAUAUUGCUCUUAGAUGAGGCCACAAGUGCUCUAGAUGCAGGAUCAGAACAAAUUGUUCAGCAGGCACUUGAUAAUAUUAUGUCACAGAGGACUACAAUCAUUGUUGCUCACCGGCUUUCUACUAUCCGUGAUAUGGAUACAAUCAUUGUGUUAAAGAAUGGUCAGGUUGUUGAGAGUGGUAACCACUCGGAACUUAUGUGUAAAAAAGGUGAUUAUGCAAGUCUGGUGAGCUUGCAGAUAUUGGAACAUGUCAAAGGUUCUAGCUCACUAUCUCGGUCUGCAAGUUCAACACAUACAAGCUUUCGAGUAACCAUGGAUAACAAUCAGCAAGAUGUUAAGUGUAUCACAACAAGAGAGCAGGAUCAAAAGCUUUCUCAACCUAGAUCUCCUAGUCGAUCAAUAUGGGAAUUAGUAAAACUAAAUGCCCCUGAGUGGCCUUAUGCGAUAUUCGGGUCAGUUGGUGCAGUUCUAGCAGGAAUGGAAGCUCCUCUCUUUGCCCUUGGAAUAACUCACAUCUUGUCAGCAUUUUAUUCGCCAAUUGAAUCCGAAAUCAAACAUGAAGUUGACAAGGUAACACUCAUGUUUGUUGCACUAGCUGGUGUUACUGUUCCAGUUUAUCUGUUGCAGCAUUACUUCUACACAUUGAUGGGGGAGCGCCUCACAAGUCGUGUGCGCCUAAAAAUGUUCACAGCUAUCCUCUCAAAUGAAGUUGGGUGGUUUGAUCUGGAUGAGAACAACACUGGUUCACUGACAUCAAUCUUAGCUGCCAAUGCAACAUUAGUCCGAAGCGCUCUAGCUGAACGUCUAUCAACAAUAGUGCAGAAUUUAUCACUCACAGCAACUGCAUUUGUUAUUUCCUUCACACUAUGUUGGCGUAUUGCAGCCGUUGUGGUUGCCACUCUCCCCCUACUAAUCGGAGCUUCCAUUACUGAGCAAUUGUUUCUCAAGGGAUUUGGAGGAGACUACAACACUGCUUAUGCUAAAGCGAGUUCCCUAGCUCGUGAAGCAAUCGCCAACAUACGUACUGUUGCUGCAUUUGGGGCUGAGGAUCGGAUAUCACUUCAGUUUGCAUCAGAGCUAGACCAGCCAAAUAAGAAAGCAGUGAUUCGAGGUCACAUAUCUGGUUUUUGCUAUGGCCUAUCACAGUUUUUUGCGUUCUGUUCCUAUGCAAUCGGCCUUUGGUAUGCAUCAGUUCUAAUCAAGCAAAAGAACUCUAAUUUCGGAGACAUCAUGAAGUCCUUUUUGGUGUUGAUUGUCACUGCACUUUGCAUUGCAGAAACUCUUGCUCUUGCUCCAGACAUUGUAAAGGGCUCACAAGCACUAGAGUCAAUCUUCAGUAUACUCAAAAGAGAAACAAGCAUACAUUCCAAUGAUCCCACAUCAAAUGUGGUUGCUGAUAUCAGAGGAGAUAUAGAAUUCAGAAGUGUGAGCUUUUGGUACCCAACACGGUCUGAUAUCACCAUUUUCGACAACUUGAACUUGAAGGUGUUGGCAGGAAAGAGUCUUGCAGUUGUCGGUCCAAGUGGUUCGGGUAAAAGCACUGUGAUUGCUCUAGUAAUGAGAUUUUAUGACCCUACUUUCGGAGCAGUUAUGAUUGAUGGACAUGAUGUCAAAGGCUUAAACUUGAAAGCUUUGCGAAAGAAAAUAGGACUAGUCCAGCAAGAGCCAGCACUGUUCUCAACAACAGUUUAUGACAACAUCAAGUAUGGGAAUGAUGAGGCAUCUGAAGUAGAGGUAAUGAGAGCAGCAGAAGCAGCAAACGCCCAUGAAUUCAUAAGCAGAAUGCCUGAAGGGUUCAAAACUCAAGUUGGAGAGAAAGGGGUACAGUUAUCUGGGGGGCAGAAACAGCGAGUGGCAAUCGCCAGAGCUAUACUGAAAGAUCCAUCGAUCCUUCUUCUAGAUGAAGCAACAAGUGCAUUGGACGCAGAGUCUGAGAAGCUGGUUCAGGAGUCUCUUGAUAGGCUAAUGGAAGGGCGAACCACCAUUGUAGUAGCACACAGAUUGUCAACUAUUCGUGAUGCAAACAAGAUUGCACUGAUACAAAAUGGUAAGGUGGUGGAAAUGGGUACCCAUGAUCAGCUGAUUGGAACACCCGAUGGUCUGUAUAAACAAUUGGUUAGUCUACAGCAAGAGGAGUGAACAA
Messenger RNA from Argentina anserina (silverweed cinquefoil), 3100 nucleotides. RefSeq names its product ABC transporter B family member 13. Gene Ontology annotation, cellular component: membrane. The record is from RefSeq and is a predicted model, not a curated record. Gene Ontology annotation, biological process: transmembrane transport. The coding region runs from base 16 to 3096 and encodes 1026 amino acids. The transcript is spliced from 6 exons. Gene Ontology annotation, molecular function: ATP hydrolysis activity; ABC-type oligopeptide transporter activity; ATP binding. NCBI's taxonomy places the organism in Eukaryota, Viridiplantae, Streptophyta, Magnoliopsida, Rosales, Rosaceae.